Molecule: messenger RNA, 792 nt
Organism: Hyposmocoma kahamanoa
Lineage: Eukaryota; Metazoa; Arthropoda; Insecta; Lepidoptera; Cosmopterigidae
Product: serum response factor homolog A-like
Exons: 4
Coding region: 67-636 (189 amino acids)
Source: RefSeq, a predicted model, not a curated record
GAUAAGGCAGUAACGCGCGCGGCGCAGACUCUGGCGAACCUCAAUAUGCGACCACACAUCUGAAACAUGGAAAACAGUCAAAUAAUAAUAGUGAGCGUGUUCAGCGCAGCAUGGCUGGUGCUCUUGAUACUGGUAGUAGUGUUAUUCACGCAAGUGAAUACGCUGCGUCGCCGCAUCGCUGAAAUGCUCGCCACCGGCCCCAUUCGUGUCCAGAAGGCGACGUUUGAUGACAACGACAAAAACCACGCUUUCCACAACCCCACGAUAUCGCCCGACGAGGAACUGUCUCGGAGGGGGUAUUCCAUGUACGUCGCUGAUGACGCUGAGAGCGGACGCGGAACUACAGAGCGGCAGACGGGUGGGCAGUUCGUAGAGGAGCUGGCGCGUGAGCUGGACCACCGACAGCACAGACAUCAGCAUCAACAGCAGCAUCAGCAGCUGCAGCAGCAGCACAAUCAGCAGCAUCAGCAGCAUCAGACGUUGAAAUCGGAUCACCAGCAACAGCAACACCCGCCACCGUUUCUGCUACAGAUUAUCGAGGCGAACAAACGCAAGACAGGCAACUCCAACGACCAGAGCGCCGAUCAAAAUAAGGGGACGCGCCAGAGCGGCGCGAAUUCUAAUUUUACUUAUUAGGACCCCUUUACUGGUCCCGUAACCGCUGACUAGAACUUUAGGGGACCACCAUUUAAUCGGCAAUUCAAACGUCAUUGCGGCGAUGCUGUAAGAAAUGAACCACUAAUGAAGCAAAAUGUGGACGCAAACAUUUGCUUAUUUACUGGAUCAUUUCAA